AUGCAAUCCCUACUUUUGGAUGGUUUUCUUAAUCAAAUAUCCCCUAAAGAGCUACUGAAAAUAGAGACAGAGGCCUCAUAUAAUGACCUGAGCCUGAUAUCUGAUGAUUCGUUGAAUACUGCAACUAGCAAUGUCAAAUUUUCUCAAGGGUUCAAGUUUGACAGUCAACCUCACAAGAAUUCCAUAUCAUGUUUAGACUUGGAAACUAUGAACAGUCAAUUCUUACUUUCCGGGAGUACUGAUAGCUCGUUGAAACUAUGGAACAUUCGGCUGUUGCAAGAAAAUAAACAAACCGACGAUUAUCAAUGGCAAAGAUUCUACCAUUUCAAAAGACAACAUUUGCAAAGCGUUACCAACUUGGUGUCGGUACCCAGAAAGACAAUCCACGACUUUGGCAUCUCACACCUUCAGUGGUGGCCAUUUGAUCCUGGAAUGUUUGUUACUGGAUCUUAUGAUAACAGCGUGAAGGUGUUUGAUACGGAGAACUUUGAACAAGUUUUCUCGUUUGAUUUGAAAAAUAAGGUCUACAAUUUUGAUAUCAAUGCUACAGGCCAACAUGUAUUAGUUGGGGUAGCAUCAGAAUCUCCCAUGGUUAAGUUACUAGAUCUUCGAACUACAUCUGAUUCUCAUAUAUUGAUGGGCCAUAAAUCUACUGUUUUGUCUGUGAAGUGGUCCCCAACUGAUUCGAAUAUAAUCGCCACCGGAGAUAUUCUCGGAAAGAUUAACUUGUGGGAUAUUCGACGAAGCAAAUCAUGUGUCUGUGAGCUUGACCAAUAUAACACUACAGGAAACCCAAAUCCGAGUAGCAGUGCCGUGGAAACGGUUAAAGCUCACCAAGGUGCUGUAAAUGGUAUCCAAUUUAACGAGCUUGGUUCUAAGCUAGUUAGUUGUGGAUUAGACGAAAAAAUCAGAUCAUGGGAUUUAACUCAACCAGGAGGCGUUAAUGAGCUCUUGAAUUUUGGCCCUCUCAUCAGAAACAAAUCUCACCAAUAUAAGAAAUUCAUACUUUCACCCAGCACAGAAACGGAUCUUCAAUUUUUGCUAUUUCCCAACGACAAUGGAGAACUUCUAGUUUACCGCCUAGCUAAUGGGAAGUUAGUGAAACGACUGACUAAAGGCAAUAAGGUUAACCUCAAAUUAAACUCCAUUGUCUACACUGGUUUCUCGUCAGCCACAUACAUAACUGGAGAUUCAAAAGGGAAUCUCGACGUUUGGGGUCCAGAAUCAGAGUAUGAAAUUCAUCAAAACGAUGGCGAGGCAGAGAGAAGCGAAGACCGAAAUGUGUUAGAUGACAUCAACGAUGAGUUAAUCGCUCGCAAGAAGAUGAAGACCAACCCGUUCUAA
This is a messenger RNA of Komagataella phaffii GS115, 1344 nucleotides long. RefSeq lists its product as uncharacterized. Lineage: Eukaryota; Fungi; Ascomycota; Pichiomycetes; Pichiales; Pichiaceae. Gene Ontology annotation, molecular function: protein binding. The transcript has a single exon. Bases 1 to 1344 code for a protein of 447 amino acids. The record is from RefSeq and is a predicted model, not a curated record. Gene Ontology annotation, cellular component: Cul4A-RING E3 ubiquitin ligase complex; nucleotide-excision repair complex. Gene Ontology annotation, biological process: protein polyubiquitination; proteasome-mediated ubiquitin-dependent protein catabolic process; transcription-coupled nucleotide-excision repair.